AUGGAAUCGGUCCGUAAAGCCAGACAACGUUUGCGGAACUAUCCCAUUCUUUUAGGAAAAUGUGCAGAAUCAGCUACAGCCUAUGCAGCGUGCGUAUCGCGGGACUUGAAUGUUCAACACAAAAUUUGUGACAAAGAGUUUAAAUUGUUUAAAGAUUGUUUGAUGAAUGCCGCCAAAGAAAUGAAAACAAAAUUAUAAACUGCAAACAAAACAACAAUCAAAAGUCCAAGGGUUACAGAUAUUUUUUAUUGGAAUAUCCAAAUAUUAUUGGAAUAUUAUCCAAAA
This is a messenger RNA of Stomoxys calcitrans (stable fly), 285 nucleotides long. RefSeq lists its product as uncharacterized. The record is from RefSeq and is a predicted model, not a curated record. Lineage: Eukaryota; Metazoa; Arthropoda; Insecta; Diptera; Muscidae. Bases 1 to 198 code for a protein of 65 amino acids. Gene Ontology annotation, cellular component: mitochondrion. The transcript has a single exon. Gene Ontology annotation, biological process: mitochondrial respiratory chain complex I assembly.